GCUCGCGCCAGACUUGACGGUUGAGCGUCUCAGUCGGGACAGGUGGGAUCUCCGGUCUGACGAGCCGCUGUUGUCCUCACAACAAAGCAACCGGGCCGGAAGAACAAAAAGAUUCGGCCCUGAAACAAAAACAUGGACACAUCGCGGUGACGUUAGUCGUUUUUUCCACAGAAAGUCGCAAGUUUAGCUCCUUUUAUGAGUGAAAAUGCCUCUCCGAGCGGAGAUGAAUUCAACUGAAACUGCGCAGUCAUAGCUUAAUGGGAUCUUUAACCUGAACAGAUAUGGCAGCUGAUGACAAGGUUGCCAUCCUAACGGACGAUGAAGAGGAGCAGAAGAGGAAGUAUGUUCUUUCUGAGCCAUUUAACACCCUGUCCAUGGUGCAGCAGGCGGGCGAGCCGACGCCAGCGCCGCCCGAACAGCUGCCGACCCCCCAACCAGACCCCGUGGACUGCUGUGAGAGGAUGUGCCUUCGGGUUAACAGUCACCUCCUCGUCUCUAAAGUCUUCUACUUCUUCUUCUAUGCCGCCUAUGGCUCUCUGCACCCCCUGCUGGCGGUUUACUACAAACAGCUGGGUAUGUCGCCCAGCCGAAGCGGUCUGCUCGUUGGUAUAAGAUACUUUAUUGAGUUCUGCAGCGCCCCCUUCUGGGGCGUUGUGGCGGACAGAUUUAGGAAAGGGAAGGUCGUCCUGCUGUUUUCUGUUUUCUGCUGGUUGGUGUUCAACUGUGGCAUCGGUUUUGUCAAACCAGCGGAGAUGAAGUGUGAGAAGGUCCCCUCCGCUGUGACCACUGCACCAGCUGUGCCAACAACCACUCCUCCAGCUAACGUGACUCUUCCAGCUAACUCCACCAACCACACCAGGAGUCGGAGGAGUGCUAUAGACCUCCUACGGCUCACAGAAGUCCUGGACUCUUCCUUUAGCGUGAUCCAUCGAUACCAACGAAGUAUUGAUGCCAAUGCAACUUCAGCUCCCAGCACCACUGCACUCACACCAAACUCCGCCCUCCAGACCACCACCACCUCUUCCUCCUCACCCACCUCCCCGGCUCCAACUACUAAGAGCGAGUACCGCAUCGUCUACAAUGAGGACCAGGUGCAGAACAUCUUCCUGAUCAUCCUGCUUGUCAUCAUCGUGGGCGAGUUCUUCAGCGCUCCUGCCGUCACCAUCGUGGACACCGUCACCCUGCAGUACCUGGGUAAAGCCCGGGACCGCUAUGGCCUGCAGAGGAUGUGGGGCUCUCUGGGCUGGGGUCUGGCCAUGCUGCUGGUGGGCAUCUGGAUCGAUCACACGCACAUACGCGUCUUGAUCGACGGCAUCGGCUGCGUCAUGCCUGAAUACCGCCUCCACAACUACCAGCUCGCCUUCAUCGUCUUCGGCGUGCUGAUGGGCGUGGCCCUCAUUGUGGCCACUCAGUUUUAUUUUGAGAAAGGCAGCGAGUACCGACAGAAGAUCCCAGAAGUCCCCGAGAACUCGGCGAACCCUCAGCCCCCUCUUGAGUCCAGCUCCCCAGACCAGACACCCGUCAGCCCCGAGGGCACCCAGGAGUUCCAGUACUGGGACCUGCUGAGGCUGCUCUGCACGGUGCGCUACAGCUCCAUACUCUUUGUCGCCUGGUUCAUGGGCUUCGGCUACGGCUUCGUCUUCAGCUUCCUGUACUGGCACCUGGAGGACCUGAAGGGGACGACCACGCUGUUUGGGGUCUGCUCCGUCCUGAGCCACGUGUCUGAGCUCGGGGCUUACUUCACCAGCCACAAGUUCAUCGAGCUGGUGGGACACGUCAGAGUGCUGUACAUCGGCCUGGCCUGCAACACCGCUCGUUACCUGUACAUCUCCUACCUGAAGAACGCCUGGAUCGUCCUGCCCAUGGAGGUCCUUCAAGGUGUGACCCACGCCUCGGUUUGGGCGGCCUGUAUCUCCUUCCUGAGCGCCGCUGUCCCUCCGGCUCUGAGGACGUCUGCACAGGGGAUCUUGCAGGGUCUGCACCUUGGACUUGGCCGGGGUUGUGGAGCCAUGGUGGGAGGAGUGUUCGUCAGUUAUUUUGGUGCUGCAGAGACAUUUAGAGGGAUUGGCAUGGCCUCCCUCGUCAUCCUCCUCAUCUUCUCUUUGAUCCAGUGUCUGAGUGGAGACACUGAAGGAAAAGAGGAUCAGAUCUUAGCGGAGAACAUCCCAGUUCCUUCAAGCCCGGUUCCCAUCGCCACCAUCGACCUUGUCCAGAGCCACGGCGCUCUCGAUAGCCCAACCCCGCCUCAUCCGGCUGCCGUCUUACUGGUCAGGAAGACCAAGCACCAAGAGGACCAGGAGGAUGUGACGAGGCCGGCCUGGGUCCUGGCCGGCGCCCCCUGGGUCUCCAUCGCCUUCGCCGUUGUCCAGAUCAGAGAGAUGAUGAAGAUGAAGAAGGAUCUUCCUGCAGAGAGUCAGCAGCUGCAGGCUCCUAAUGAUCAGGCGCCAGCUUCGUAUGAGGCAGUCGUGGCGUUGCACGGAAACCAGAAUAAUGACAAGCAGGCAUCCGCCUCUGAAACCCCACCUGACACCACCCACCCAGACGCUAACAGGGACCAAACGCGACCUGACUCAGACGGAGGAGAGUCUAAAGAAAACUGAUGCACUUGGCUUCAAACUUGGUGUGUUUUAUUUCUCCAAAAGUCCUGAAGGAAGUAUUCAGAUCUCCUUCUACCUGUUUAUUUAUAAGAUGGACAAAAUGUCCAGAAAAUACACAGAACUGAGAAAAAAAAUCAUCCAAGAUGAUGGAUCACUCCUCAGGGUGAAGAAAUCUAACGCACCUUUACCUGUGUGCACUAAUUGCUGUCGGGCGCUGCAGGACGUUAUUUCCUAUGUAAAUGUACAUCUUUCUAAGUUAUUUAAUUAACCUGAAAAGUGUAGAAAUGUCAGUGAAAUCUAUAAAAACAGCUUUUUAUUUAAGUUAGCAGCACUAAUGUUUCACGUACAGAUUCUCAGACGACAGAAAAGUUUUUUUCUCAACAGGUUUUGUUUUGUUUUGUUCAAAACCAAACUUUAUCUGGCCUUUUCUGUGUUUUAAACCAACAUCUCUUCUGCAUCUGACUUGUAUUUAUCCGUUAAAGAGACGGAGCUCAUUAUCAGUCCUCCAACUCUUCAUUAAACCCGUUUCUCAUUUAAAUUAAUCAUGUUUCUGUUAAAUGACAGCAACGGUAAAUCCUAAUAUCAGGGAUUGAAUUAACUGAACCAAUUGGUAAUACGUUCUUUACAGUAUUUAAUUUAGCCCAAAAACAAAGAGGAACCAUCACAAACGAACUCGCUAACAAAUGUGUUUUUUUUUUCACGGCGAUAAAGGAUCAUUUAAACAAAAUUAGCAUCUAAGACUCAUUUCUUUAUUUCAGUUUUUAAACGACAUUUAUAAUUCUCUCUUUCCAAGAAAAAAAACUGUAAACUUUAAAUUAUUUAGCUAAAUUUCCUAAUUAAGGAUUAAUCUGUGUGUGAGGCUGGCAGCUCUGUAAUAAUCUGAUAAUUUAGUUUUAUUUGGCCGCGACUCGUGAUGAAGAAGUGCCUCUUUUCUACGCGUCUUAAAGACCCUUUUCACUGUGCUGCUGCACCCCCGCGGAGACACCCGCCUUCUUUAACACGGCUGCAUUCCAAUAUUUUCAUACUCAAACUGCCAACAGCAGAAACGUGCGGCAGCCGCUGCUUCUUUGUGAUUUUCAUGCCAAAUAAUUCCCAGUAUUCCGUCUUUUUCUGUGGAGAAAAGCCUUAAAAUAAAACUUUUCUUUGAUGGUGUUCCGAUGAAUAAAGGACAUUUUGAAAUUGUA
This is a messenger RNA of Nothobranchius furzeri (turquoise killifish), 3781 nucleotides long. RefSeq names its product major facilitator superfamily domain-containing protein 6-A. Gene Ontology annotation, biological process: antigen processing and presentation of exogenous peptide antigen via MHC class I. The record is from RefSeq and is a predicted model, not a curated record. NCBI's taxonomy places the organism in Eukaryota, Metazoa, Chordata, Actinopteri, Cyprinodontiformes, Nothobranchiidae. Gene Ontology annotation, cellular component: plasma membrane.